Molecule: messenger RNA, 1371 nt
Organism: Pichia kudriavzevii
Lineage: Eukaryota; Fungi; Ascomycota; Pichiomycetes; Pichiales; Pichiaceae
Exons: 1
Coding region: 1-1371 (456 amino acids)
Cellular component (GO): cytoplasm
Molecular function (GO): kinase activity; ATP binding
Source: RefSeq, a predicted model, not a curated record
AUGGCGGAGUACAUCCCACCAUGGUCCACACCCUAUGUCAUUGGAAUAGCAGGUCUUUCUGGAUCUGGUAAAACUACGGUUGCACAAGAAAUUAUAUCUUCGAUCAACGAACCGUGGACUGUUUUGUUGUCUCUUGAUAACUUCUAUCAACCGCUAACAAAGGAACAAUCACUUGCUGCAUUCGACAAUAACCACGAUUUUGACCAUCCGAGCUCUGUGGAUUUGGACUUGGUUGUUGAGUGUGUGAGAAGUUUAAAAUCUGGUAAAAGAACAGACAUCCCUGUAUAUUCAUUUGUCAAGCACGAUAGAGAGCCCGAUCAAAAGAUCACCAUUUAUGGUGCCAAUGUCAUCAUUAUUGAAGGCAUUUUUGCAUUAUUUAAACCGGAGCUAUUGGAGCUAAUGGAUUGUAAAAUCUAUGUUGAUACUGAUUUGGACAUUUGUUAUUCAAGGAGAUUAUUAAGGGAUAUCGUUCAUCGUGGAAGAAGUAUAAAAGGAGUCAUUAGUCAGUGGGAUAGGUUUGUUAAACCUAAUGCUAUUAGCUAUGUUAUUCCAACUAGGAAUAAUGCAGAUAUGGUCAUUCCUAGAGGCACGGACAAUAGGAUUGCAAUGGAACUCUUGAUAGCACAUUUGAGAAAACAACUAGAGCUGAAGUCGGAAGCCCAUGUCAAGCAUCUAAAGUCGUUAGGGGCUGGAAAUACCGAUUGGGGUAAAGUUCACGUAUUGAAUGAAACAAACCAGCUUAAAUGUUUGAAGACAAUGAUUAUUGAUACUAAUACCACCUAUGAUGAUUUUAUCUUUAGUUUUGAUCGUGUGGCCUCGAUGUUGAUUCUCGAAGCUUUGAACUAUGUCGAAUAUCAAUAUGAUAAAACUAUUACGACCCCAGUUGGAACUGUGUUAGAAAACUGUACAUAUGCUAAGCAAGAAACUAAUGCUGUUUCCAUUAUCCGUUCGGGUGACUGUUUCACCUCUGCAUUGAGAAAAACUACUCCAGCUGCAAAAAUUGGUAAACUGUUAAUCCAAACCGACUCAAGAACCGGUGAACCUAAACUACACACUGAAAAAUUGCAAUCAUUCGAUACUAAUGAGAACGUCUUACUUUUCGAUGCACAAAGUAUUAGUGGUGGUGCAGCUAUUAUGGCGAUUAAAGUUUUACUUGAUCACAAUGUCUCACAGGACAAAAUUAUUCUUGUCAAUUUCACAGCAUCGGAAACUGCACUCACUCGUAUACUACAUGCAUUCCCUCAUAUCAAGGUAGUUACUGCUAUAAUAGGUCAUAAGGGUAAUUCCACUCAUAAUCUUCCUGGUGAUUCUGAUGACGAGUGGUGGAUGUCCACCAGGUUUAUCGAUAAUAAAUACUACGGAACUUCAUGA